AAAAAACUGUGAGAAAUGACUUUUUUUUUUUGAGAAAUGACUUAAUGCAAACACAAAUAGAAUCCGAUAAAUUUGGACUCAAUUUCACACAAACUCUCUCUCACCCAAAAAUAGUUGCCUGGCUUUUGAAUCUCACAGAGUCUGCAAUCAUCAACGACCCAAAAUUGGUUGAUCUGGUUGAUUGAGAAGGGUGGUGUUUUUCAGAAAUUGGCAUCAGUUGUUUGUAUACAAUUUUGUUUUUGGAAUUCAGCAUUGGUUGGAAUUCUAAUUCUUAUAGAUUGUUCAGAAUUUUUUGUUUCUGUUAUUGGAUUGUUGAUCCGUUAUUGGGUGUCAUACUUGGGGUUAACAAUCUGAAUUUUGCAUUUCACGUAUGUGUAUGGUGGAUUUGUAUGAGUUUGCAUUAAUGUGAAAUGUGAGUCUGGUGGUGGGAAGAGAUCUGCGUGUGUAUAUUUGGGAAGUGUGAAGGGUGGAUUUUUCAAAUUUCAAUGUUUGUAGGGAUUGUUCUGAUUCAUGGUAAUAUAGAUAGAAGCUUGUCUGUUAUGAUAGGUUAUGGUUUUCACUGUUCUUGGAGAUAUAGGUUAAAGGAGUUGCUUGUUUAGUGGGAUUUUCUUAAUUUGAUUGUUAAAGGGGGUUGCACGAUUUGGACAUGAGAAGCUCUUGGUUCAGUAAACUAUCUGUUAUUUUCGGCUCUAGACCGCCGCUCAGCUGGUUACUCUUGUGCCUUAUUAGCUUGGUUGCACUAAUUACGGUUUUAGGAUCGUCUUCUUCUAAUGCAUUUGACUCUGUAACUCCCACUCCGGUACCAAACAUUUAUUUGAACUAUAGAAGGCUAAAGGAGCAGGCAGCAGUAGAUUAUUUGGAGCUGAAGUCUCUCUCACUUGGAGCUAGUCACCAAAGAGAACUUGGCCUUUGUGGCAAAGAAAGAGAAAAUUAUGUUCCUUGUUUCAAUAUUUCAGAAAAUUUGUUAGCUGGCUUUAAAGAUGGGGAGGAGUUUGAUCGUCAUUGUGAAGUUUCAAGAGAUCGAGAGCGGUGUUUAGUUCGCCCUCCUAAGGACUAUAAGAUUCCCUUGAGGUGGCCUACUGGUAGGGACGUGAUAUGGAGUGGAAAUGUGAAGAUAACCAAAGACCAAUUUCUUUCGUCUGGAAGCAUGACCAAAAGGUUGAUGUUACUAGAAGAGAAUCAAAUUACUUUUCACUCUGAGGAUGGAUUGACCUUUGAUGGUGUUAAUGACUAUUCUCGCCAGAUUGCGGAGAUGAUAGGGUUAGGAAGUGAGACUGAAUUUCUUCAAGCUGGGGUGCGUACUGUACUAGAUAUUGGCUGUGGAUUUGGUGGCUUUGGAGCUCAUUUACUCUCACUGAAGGUAAUGGCUGUUUGUAUUGCUGCUUAUGAGGCAACUGGCAGCCAAGUCCAAUUUGCCCUUGAGAGAGGUCUUCCGGCAAUGAUUGGAAACUUCAUUUUGAGACAGCUUCCAUAUCCGUCAUUAUCAUUUGACAUGGUUCAUUGUGCUCAGUGUGGUAUUGUUUGGGAUGAAAAAGAUGGAAUGUUCCUUAUUGAAGCUGACCGGGUACUUAAGCCUGGAGGUUACUUUGUAUUAACAUCACCCACAGACAAGCUACAUGAAAGUUCAGUUAGUAUGAAGAAUAGAAACAUGUUAACACCAUUGGAAGAAUUGACCCAGAAAAUCUGUUGGAGUCUUCUAGCUCAACAAGAUGAAACUUUCAUCUGGCAGAAAACUGGGGAUACUGAUUGUUAUGCAUCUCGCAAGCAGGGUGGUGUACCACUUUGUCAAGAAGGGCACGAUGAUCAAUCAUAUUAUCAGCCCCUUUUAUCGUGUAUAAGUGGGACCAAUAGCAAACGCUGGAUUCCAAUCCAGAACAGAUCCUCUAAUUCUCAUAUGAGCUCAACUGAGCUUGAAGUUCAUGGCGUUUUGCCUGAAGAUUUUUUUGAGGAUUUACAGGUUUGGAAAUCAGCUCUGAAAAAUUAUUGGUCUCUGCUUACACCCCUAAUUUUCUCGGACCAUCCAAAGAGGCCAGGUGAUGAGGACCCGUUACCCCCAUUUAACAUGGUACGCAAUGUGAUGGACAUGAAUGCUCAUUAUGGGGGUCUUAAUGCUGCAUUUUUGGAAGAGAAAAAAUCAGUAUGGGUGAUGAAUGUAGUGCCCAUCAGAGGUCCUAAUACACUUCCUCUUAUACUUAAUCAAGGUUUUGCUGGUGUUUUGCACGACUGGUGUGAACCUUUCCCCACAUACCCUAGAACAUAUGAUAUGCUUCAUGCAAAUGGGCUUCUUUCGCAUCUUACUUCAGAGAGGUGCAGCUUGAUGGACUUAUUCUUAGAGAUGGACCGGAUGUUGCGCCCUGAGGGAUGGGUUGUUCUUUCUGAUAAAGUGGGAGCUAUAGAGAUGGGACGAACACUUGCUGCACAAAUACGAUGGGAAGCAAGGGUGAUUGACCUUCAAAAUGGUAGUGACCAGCGGUUACUUGUUUGCCAGAAACCAUUCGUAAAGAAAUGAUAGAUUGAGCAUCUGGAGGUCUCACCUUUGCGACAGAAUACAAUUUCUUCCUCUGGUUCUGGAUCGUUUUGAUAGUGAUUCCAUGUAAUAUACGGUCAGAGCCUGAUUGAUGAUUUGGCAAUGUCCACCACUAAACGAGAGGGAAUGUGAAGGCUGUAGAUAAAAGAGGUUUGCCACAAAAGUAGCUGCAAAUCUGUUUUAUUUUUAUUUUUUGGGGGUUCAGGGUUAUAUGUAGCAAUUCAUUCAUCAUUUUUUUUUUAUGGCAUUUUAAUUUGGUUUUUUUUAA
Messenger RNA from Quercus lobata, 2795 nucleotides. RefSeq names its product probable methyltransferase PMT5. Gene Ontology annotation, molecular function: methyltransferase activity. The coding region runs from base 647 to 2509 and encodes 620 amino acids. The record is from RefSeq and is a predicted model, not a curated record. Gene Ontology annotation, cellular component: cytoplasm. The transcript has 10 exons. Lineage: Eukaryota; Viridiplantae; Streptophyta; Magnoliopsida; Fagales; Fagaceae.